Messenger RNA from Salvia splendens (bonfire salvia), 920 nucleotides. RefSeq lists its product as uncharacterized. The record is from RefSeq and is a predicted model, not a curated record. The coding region runs from base 15 to 896 and encodes 293 amino acids. NCBI's taxonomy places the organism in Eukaryota, Viridiplantae, Streptophyta, Magnoliopsida, Lamiales, Lamiaceae. The transcript is spliced from 2 exons.
UCGGAAUCGCGGAAAUGGUGAAUAUUCCGGCGAGGUUCGGAAGGAUGGCUGCGGCCUUUGACGAGAUGUCGAGAGAUAGGUCGUUCGAGAGCAGCGGCAGCGAGCACUCCGCCGAUUUGUCCGAUCUCGUCAAUUCCUUCUUCGAGAGAGAAAUUAGGGAGCAGAGAAUCGGCGGAGAUGGUGAUCGAAACGGAAAUCAAGUUGAGAUCGACGAUGAUGAAUUUGAGAGUAAUUCGCAGGAUUCCGGAUUUCAUGAUUGUUUGAGUAAAUUGUUUGAUCGCGAUGACAGUGUAGGGAGAAGCAUUUCUACUGCGGUGGAGAAGGCGUUGGAAGUCGUCGUCGGCGAGGAUUCGUCGCCUGAAUUCAAUCGGCGGCUAAUGGCGCUAUUGCGAAGUAGUGGCUUUGAUGCUGGCAUUUGCAAAUCAAAGUGGGAGAGGAGCGGCGGUCAACCGUCGGGGAGUUAUGAGUACAUAGACGUGAACACAGGCGGCGGCCGCUACAUAGUUGAAGUUUCCUUGGCCGGAAAGUUCACAAUCGCGCGUCCGACCGCUGCCUACGCAGCGUUGCUAAAUGAAUUUCCGGCGAUCUUCGUGGGCAGACCAGAGGAGAUGAAGGAAGUGGUGAAGCAAAUGUCUAAGGCGAUUAGAAAGUCGAUGAAGAGCGUCGGCCUAAACGUGCCGCCGUGGCGGCGCCUGAGGUACAUGCAGGCCAAGUGGUUUAGCUCCUAUAAACGAACCACUAAUGAAAUUCCGAGAGCGGAGGCGUUCAACGGUUUGGGAGGGAAUAAAUCAGUUGGUUUUGCGGCGACGGAGCCGGUUUUAUUUGUCUGCAGAGAGGAUUUUGCGGCCAACCACGGCGUUAGAGUUGGUAAUUUGGCUGCGGCUUUCAAAUGCUGAUCUAGUUAGAUUGAAUCAAGAACA